Messenger RNA from Botrytis cinerea B05.10, 1434 nucleotides. RefSeq lists its product as hypothetical. The transcript has 2 exons. Gene Ontology annotation, molecular function: protein binding. The record is from RefSeq and is a predicted model, not a curated record. The coding region runs from base 267 to 1217 and encodes 316 amino acids. Lineage: Eukaryota; Fungi; Ascomycota; Leotiomycetes; Helotiales; Sclerotiniaceae.
GGAUUUUUAUUCGUCGCUAUGAAUGACGGUCAUGCAUGACACCGCCCAAUCAAGCGUCACAAGAUAACAUUCUCGUCAGGAAAAGCUUUGCUUACCAACCUAGCCACACCAUUCAAACAAGGCACACUCACGCUAUCUGUAAGUUUCCAUGUCAGUUCCCAUGAACCUUUGCCUUCUUCACAUACCAUCAAUCUAGAAACAACGAAAACCGAAUACAAAAUCGAUUGUGAGUUAAUCAAGAUUGAUGAGGUUGAAUUCAAGCAACCAUGGAGCACCAAGAAGAUGAGACCACAAACAAAAUUAUCAACUUUGCCCCCGAUGGCGACAUUAUUCUAGUUGUCGGGCCAGAGAAAAAGAGGUUUCAUGUUCAUUCACUGUUUCUCAAGGCAGCUUCCAAGCCUUUCCUUGCCAUGUUCAGACAGGAGUGGCAGGAAGGCCAAAGUCUGCUCCAUCAGAAUGGUCCCGAAGAAAUCAGACUCCCUGAUGAUAAUGCAGCUGCUUUGGAAAUCAUACUUGCCAUUAUCCAUCAUAAAAAUAAUGAGAUUUCUGAAAGCAUUACUGCGAGUCAGGUUUUGGAGAUUGCCCUUUUAUCGGACAAAUAUGAUUUUCUCGAUGCCAUGAAAUUGGCCAGCAAUACUUUUCUUCGGAGUGAUACCAAAGAUGAGAGUGAUCUGAUGCGUCUUGUUGUGGCGGCGUAUCUGUUUCGAAAUGCGAGAGCGUUCAAGGACAUUACAAAAGCUUUGGUACUCGACUAUCACGGUCCUUAUUACGAUAUUGCGUGCGAUGAAGUUGAAUCUGUGAUAGGUUGGAAGUUGUUUUGUCUACUCGAAACACAGAGGAGCGCCGCAAGGCUAAGAUUUUCUGAAAUAAUCUUAGAAGGAAUCAAUGAUGGGUAUGCCAUGUGCUACCGAAAGUGUGGUUGGACAUCCAAAUGGGCAUAUGCAUACCUGCAAUUGUUGGGAGAAAAGAGACUUUGGCCGGCUAGGUUGCACGGAAUUCCCCUCUCUGAAGCGAUAGAAUCAGCACAAAAUAUGCCCGAUCCGGUCCCUAGCGAGGAUAGCGGUGUAUGUAGUGAUGCAUACAGGCAUAAAUCUCCACAGUAUAGAGACGGUCGGUCUAGGAAAUUGGAAGACUUGUAUGAAAUGAUUGGCCUUUGUUUGACCUGCGUUCGGGGUGAUAUGUCCGCUACUGCGGAAUGUAACCACAACAAUGUUUAGCGUCGAAUCGAGGUAGGAGGUUGGGGAAGAUGGUGUUUUCGUCUUGCGUUUUGGUAUGAGAGAUUAAAGUGAUGAAUGAUAAAAUGAGAGCUGAAUACCAAAAUUCUCUGUGGUGCUCCAAGUGAAAUUUCAAUCGAAACAAAAGGUGUUAAGAUCUGGGUAACAAUAAUAAGCGUUAGGCAUGUAAAGUUGAGAGGUGAAUAGACGAGAAGAUUCA